Lactuca sativa (garden lettuce) is the source of this 1209-nucleotide messenger RNA. RefSeq lists its product as uncharacterized. The record is from RefSeq and is a predicted model, not a curated record. Lineage: Eukaryota; Viridiplantae; Streptophyta; Magnoliopsida; Asterales; Asteraceae.
AUUCACAAUCCCAAUAAAUUCAAGAACCCCAAGAAAAGUAGCACGUGAAAACACCACGGAUCUGCACAAACCCACACGUUAAUGUCCCUGAACUCCCAAAACCCCCAACCCAAAAUUUAAGAACCCCAAGAAAAGUAGAAAACGCUCAUCGAUCUUCAAGCUUCCUGCUCCGGUCUGCAGAUCUGAUAAUUAAGUUCCCCUUAUCUUCAAGCUCAAGUUUUUUUUUUUUUUUUUUUUUUUUUUUUUUUUUUUUCUACCGGAAAUGGCCGACUGGGGACCAGUGUUGGUGGCGGUGGUGCUGUUUGUGCUUCUAACGCCGGGACUUUUGUUCCAGUUGCCAGGUCACAACAGGGUGGUGGAGUUCGGAAACAUGCACACCAGUGGCGCCUCCAUUAUUGUUCACGCCGUUAUCUACUUCGCCGUCCUCACCAUCUUCCUAAUCGCCAUCGGCGUUCACGUCUACGCAGGCUAGAAGCUGGGUUGUUUCAGUUUCCAAACCAAGACGCAACCCAUAACACGUUCAUGAGGCUCAAAUCUUUCUCCUUUUCGCUGCAAUCUAAUGAAUUCAAUUGGAAUGUAGUGACCGGCAGCUAUGCUUCACAUUUCCCCGAAAAUUAUGCUGGUUCCACCUGUCAUCAAUCGGUUCUAUAUUUCCGGCAAAACACUAGCAGAACUGGCGGCAACGAACCAGUUAUGGAUCCUCCUUUUUCCCUAAUUUGGAUUUUCCGACGGUUGUUCCCUUUUCGCCGAUUUCUCAUAUCCAUUACCAUUACGCCGAUGUAGAAGCAACCUGAAUGUGCGUGACAUUUCCGGGUUGGACCAGAAGUUGUUUGUGAAGUAGUUUGUUAAGUUUGUAGGAUUUUAUUUCGGAGCCCAGAUGAUGCAAUUGUUUAGCAGAUUGAUGUUCAAUAGCUUCUGUAUAUCGUCCACUAAAAUGACGUCUGUGUCAAGGUAGAUAACACGCCUAACACACUCGGGUCAAGUAUUUUAUCCAAAUAAUUUAGGGCGUAGUUCAAGGGGUUCUCGAGGGCCAUACAAAAUCUUUGCGGAAAAUUUAGGGCGUUUUGGUACUUCAGACAAACAUACACACAUAGGGCCGAAGGUGGUUUUUUUAGAACAAAAAAAAUAUGGCAGUUAAACCGAAUAUUGGCCGAACUAUAAUGACUUUUAUGUUAUUAAUCGCAAAUGACAUACGAUUUUAUUGCUAAA